AUGACCCCAUGUAUGCUCUCACUACUCGAAUCCACUCAAUUUCAUAAUCCAAACGGAGUGGUCCUUGCUACUUUGAUUCAACUUAUCAACAGACGCUUAUUUGAUAUAAGUGAAAUCGCAUGUGUAUCACGCUCCCUAUUUGAAGCAUCCAUCGGUACAUAUGGGAUUUGCUCAUCAGAUGAAUACCAUUUAAUGCACAUUUAUGGAUUCUACAUGGGCAAUGCUAAAAAUGGUGGCAAAUACAUACUUAUAUCCAAUGACUCUCAACUAUUCAGUGCUUGCGGUCUACUUUUGCAUAGAAUCUCAUCCAGACACCUUAAGCCUAGUGUCAAACAUGCAAUACUUAUUGCGUCAUUUUUAAUACUGUGUAUUCAACCAAAUGCAGUAAAGGUUUACCAGCACAUUUUUAAGCUGAUUAUACAUGGCGCUGUUAAACUGCUAGUGAAAGUGCACCAUGUGAUAAAUGUCAUAGUUAGUUAUUACCCUAAAAACGCUCACGUGUGGAUUUUAAAGGAAGUGUUGCUACAUAGGGCUGUAAAAAUGGUUAGAAAGAAUCCAUUUUUCCCCACUUUGAGACUCAGGUGGCUCAUAAUCAACGAUUUGAAACUAAAUUGUGCCAAUCCAGAUGCAAAAUUAUACAGAAAAAUUGCUCAAAGUUUGUCAAUCAUGUUGCCUAUUGCGUGUGGCUUUAACGUUUGA
This is a messenger RNA of Babesia microti strain RI, 699 nucleotides long. RefSeq lists its product as hypothetical. The record is from RefSeq and is a predicted model, not a curated record. The transcript has a single exon. Bases 1 to 699 code for a protein of 232 amino acids. NCBI's taxonomy places the organism in Eukaryota, Apicomplexa, Aconoidasida, Piroplasmida, Babesiidae.